AUGGCAUCAAUACUCAAAUGGCGUGAACCCGUUCACAACGCUGUUAUUGAAAAAAGGCAGUUGCAGUUCAAUACUCUCAUAUCGGACAAUGUGGAACUUGAUGAAAUUUUCAUUCACGAUGUCGUCGCAAAAGAAAAGAACCAACGACUUAAACGUAAACAAACAUGGGAAAUGGAAGGCUCAGAAAAGAUGGAGGCGAGCUUUGCCCAAAAACUACCUCGUCAUAACCAUUCAUCAGCGAAAAAAAGCACCCGAGAAUAUAACACAAGUGACGAACCCACUACGUCAAAUGGUGCAAAUUUCUCCAAGAAGGUCGCCACUCGCGGACAACAAUCGUCAAGAUCAACCCCUAGAAGAGACUCCACAAAAUUUUACGACUGCCCAGCAGAUCGAGCAGGAGAAGGAAAACAUACCUACGAUGACACUGAUGGUCGAGAGCGAUUCACCUCAGACAGAAGCACCGAGCCCAGCGUCGGAAGAAUGGGAGUCACCACCUCCUACGCCACCAAGACAAAUAAUGGAAGAACCGGAACUACCUUCGCUCUCGCCACAGAGUCAGACUUGGGAAAAACAUGCACAAACGCCGCCUCUAUCACCGCACACAGUGUUCUCGAAAAAGUUGCAGAAACUCCAACAAAUGAAAACGGAAAAUCUACCACAAGAUUGGGAAGUAAGAAAGAGUCAGUUAACGAGUCUGGACGAAUACUUUCCGAAUUACUCGCCGAUGGGAGCUCACGAGGAGUCAACGUCGAGAGACCUGGCGGAUCGAGCACAAACAUCGAAAGUACGAUUCGAGAAAGUAGUGGAAACGGAACCUUUUCAUCUAUUCGACGGCCACUCGAAAAACAACCCAAUCGUAUCGCCAUGGUAUUGUCGGGUGAUUUUUCGACCAGGCGAGAUAAAAGUUUUACCAAUCACAAACCUGGGGGUUGUUGUGAUUCCAGCAAAACCAACAACAAACUCAACUUGCCAGAAUGUUCAAUGCCAGAAGACAAUCGAGGAGCUACACAAAUAUUACCAACAGGAAAUAGAGAGAAAUCGCAUCUACAGGGAAGAACCCUCUCCUCUCCCUCUUCCGGUUUUCUCCAACCUUCUCAACCUGAAAGAGACGAGCGAGCCAGAUCACGAUUCACCGGGGACUUCGGGAUUGAGCAGAAAGACAGACAGCAGCGAACAGCAACGGCCACCUUUUAUCGUAUCUCAAAUGAGCGAAACCCAAUCUUCCGAGCCGCCCGCCAAGAAACCGCGCAUGGAUCAUCUCUAACAACUCUCAUCGAUUCACCAAAACCAUCAUCUUCAUUGCCAUCCUAUUACUCCGCGGUAUUCAACAGAAAGAGAACUGAAGCAACAAUGGAAAUCGACAGCUUGGUAGACGAACUUAGAGCAACAAAUCACAUCUAUCGCCGCAAAUCCUCAUCCUCAUCUCUACAUGACUCUGACACAACUUAUUCUACCGGAAACAACAGAAAUUCAGCAGAAGACGACAACGAAACGAGCGAAAUUUUGAAUCUUUUUGUUUAA
Messenger RNA from Oikopleura dioica, 1521 nucleotides. The record is from the annotation of a GenBank genome assembly. Lineage: Eukaryota; Metazoa; Chordata; Appendicularia; Copelata; Oikopleuridae.